CUGCAGUGCAUCUACAGUGCCCGCGCCAAGCACAAGUGCGCCGUCUUUCGCAGCCUCGUGCAGAUCUCUAUCAAUGACGCCUUCAUUGAGCUCCUCAUCCUCAACGCAUGCACGCUUAGGGCCCCGCGUGGCCGUAGGUGGGGUGCGUUUGACCGUGACCCCAUGGCGCUCGGCAGCUAUCCC
Molecule: messenger RNA, 183 nt
Organism: Heterobasidion irregulare TC 32-1
Lineage: Eukaryota; Fungi; Basidiomycota; Agaricomycetes; Russulales; Bondarzewiaceae
Exons: 1
Source: RefSeq, a predicted model, not a curated record